Molecule: messenger RNA, 1945 nt
Organism: Lepus europaeus (European hare)
Lineage: Eukaryota; Metazoa; Chordata; Mammalia; Lagomorpha; Leporidae
Gene: TPST1
Product: tyrosylprotein sulfotransferase 1
Exons: 6
Coding region: 275-1387 (370 amino acids)
Biological process (GO): peptidyl-tyrosine sulfation
Cellular component (GO): Golgi apparatus
Molecular function (GO): protein-tyrosine sulfotransferase activity
Source: RefSeq, a predicted model, not a curated record
CGGGUGGCGGCUGCGCUGCUCCGCGGGGCCGGGCCGGGCUGGCAGCGGCUGGCGCUUGGUGGUGAGGGCGGGCUCCCGGGGGCGGGCGGAAUGGCCCUCACCUAGAACCGUGGGAGAAGCAGCGGAACCCAGGAUGCCGGCGAGGCGGCGCGGCGGCUCCUCACCCAUCCCAGAUGUUGAUCAUCUUUCUGAAGUAGAAUCUCCAUGGCUUGAACAUUUUCUGAAAAUCACUUUGAGCAAAAUAUCUGUUUAAUCACAAGAGAGCCACAUCAAGAUGGUUGGCAAACUGAAACAGAACUUACUAUUGGCAUGUCUGGUUAUUAGUUCUGUGACAGUGUUUUACUUGGGCCAGCAUGCCAUGGAAUGCCAUCACCGAAUAGAGGAACGUAGCCAGCCAGUCAAAUUGGAGAGCACAAAGACCACUGUGCGAACCAGCCUGGAUGCGAAAGCCAACAGAACCUUUGCCUAUCACAAAGAUAUGCCUUUAAUAUUUAUUGGAGGUGUGCCACGGAGUGGCACUACACUCAUGAGGGCCAUGCUAGAUGCACACCCUGACAUUCGCUGUGGAGAGGAAACCAGGGUUAUUCCUCGAAUCCUGGCCCUGAAACAGAUGUGGUCACGGUCGAGUAAAGAGAAGAUCCGCUUAGAUGAGGCUGGUGUCACUGAUGAAGUGCUGGAUUCUGCCAUGCAAGCCUUCUUACUAGAAAUCAUUGUGAAGCAUGGGGAGCCAGCCCCUUAUUUAUGUAACAAAGAUCCUUUUGCCCUGAAAUCCUUAACUUACCUUGCUAGGUUAUUCCCCAAUGCCAAAUUUCUCCUUAUGGUCCGAGAUGGCCGAGCAUCAGUACAUUCAAUGAUUUCUCGAAAAGUUACUAUAGCUGGAUUUGACCUGAACAGCUACAGGGACUGUUUGACCAAGUGGAAUCGUGCCAUAGAGACCAUGUAUAACCAGUGUAUGGAAGUUGGUUAUAAAAAAUGUAUGUUAGUACAUUAUGAACAACUCGUCUUACAUCCUGAACGGUGGAUGAGAACACUCUUAAAAUUCCUUCAUAUUCCAUGGAACCAUUCCGUAUUGCACCAUGAAGAGAUGAUUGGGAAAGCUGGGGGAGUGUCACUGUCAAAAGUGGAGAGAUCUACAGACCAAGUCAUCAAGCCAGUCAAUGUGGGAGCCCUAUCCAAAUGGGUUGGGAAGAUUCCUCCAGAUGUUCUGCAGGACAUGGCAGUGAUUGCACCCAUGCUUGCCAAACUUGGGUAUGACCCAUAUGCCAAUCCACCUAACUAUGGAAAGCCUGAUCCAAAAAUCCUGGAAAACACUAGAAGGGUCUAUAAAGGAGAAUUUCAACUACCUGACUUUCUUAAAGAAAAACCCCAGACUGAACAAGUGGAGUAGCAGAGCCAGGAGCCUUUUUCACAUAUGAGGAAAGAUGCUGCCUUUUCAACCCGAGGGAAGCUCCAGGGCUGGCUGUCGCCUGCUGGGAUCAGUGGAGUGUAUGCACCCAGCCACAUCUCCUGCUCUUUUGCCAGUCUCCUCCCACGAGGGUGGAGGUAUCAAGCACGCAUCUGGGCUCCCUGGGUGGCUUGCUUCCCGAGCAAAGCCUCUGAUCCUUGUUACGUGCACAGCCCGAGGACCGGGACGCUCUGUUAGAACUGCUCUGCUCUUCAGCUUUUCUUACCAGAUUUCAAGCUUUGUUUUCACAGAGAGGAUUUUAAAAUGGGAUUCUGUAAGCAAACUGGGCAGUUUCAUUUUGGAAUAGGUUGUCCGUACGUGUAUUAAUGUUUUAUAGCGCACUUGUGCCUGUUUAAAUGUAUUGAUGUGGAUAAUAUGAAAUAUCUUAAUUAUUUAAAUAAUUCACUGUAUUGUUUCUGAAAAGUUGGGAAAUUACCGUAUACCUUUACAACUUAAUGACUUUUGUAUUUUAUUUUUCAAAAUAAAAGCUUUAAAUGUGAA